Oncorhynchus gorbuscha (pink salmon) is the source of this 1169-nucleotide messenger RNA. Its product is annotated as probable E3 ubiquitin-protein ligase DTX3. The coding region runs from base 176 to 811 and encodes 211 amino acids. NCBI's taxonomy places the organism in Eukaryota, Metazoa, Chordata, Actinopteri, Salmoniformes, Salmonidae. The record is from RefSeq and is a predicted model, not a curated record. Gene Ontology annotation, biological process: protein ubiquitination; Notch signaling pathway. The transcript is spliced from 3 exons.
AACGGGUGACGUAUGGUAAUGACUAGAUGUGGGAGGCUUUAGUCCUCUUUCUGUCGACAGUCUUCUUCCUGAAAAUCAUAGUUCAGCUCAGACGAGUUGGUCAGAUGACUUUGCGUUUUCCUGUUUCUGCCUCAAAUUAGCUAUGUACAAAAUGUCCUCAAACGCUUAAUCUAUAAUGACAUCUGGAUUCUCCAACAUAGGCGACAGAUGUACUUCUGCAACAGAGCAGCGACUCGGCGCCGACGAGGAGGACCAUUGCAUAAUAUGCAUGGAUAGUUUUCAGGAAAAGAUAACUUUAAAAUGUUCUCACUCAUUCUGUUCAAGUUGUAUUGACUCGUUUUUAAAAAUUAAACCCGCAUGUCCGGUAUGUAAUAGUUUUUACGGGACCUACGAAGGAACGCAGCCCCGGAACGGGACCAUGACAGUGAGACGCAACUGGCAGUGUUUACCUGGUUAUGAGGAGGGGAAUGGACAUAUCACGAUUGAUUAUCACUUUCCAGCCGGAGUACAAGGGCCUGAGCAUCCGAACCCGGGUGGGAAGUACUGCAGCACAUCCAGGACGGCCUUUCUGCCAGCCUGUGAGGAAGGAGAGAAGGUACUGAGGCUGCUCCAGACAGCCUUUCACAGGAGGCUCAUCUUCACGAUCGGGACAUCAGCCACUACCGGCCUCAACAACUCCAUCACAUGGAACGACAUACACCACAAGACCAACAUUAGUGGAGGACCACAGUUUUUUGGGUAUCCAGACCCGGGCUACCUCUCUCGGGUCCAGGAGGAGCUUCGUCUGAAGGGAGUGACAGAGGAGAGCUGACUUCAAUGGAGCUUCAUGAAACCAGAACUACUCUUAGUUCAAAUUCUAUACAUAUUGUCACGCUCAGGAAUCAAACACAAGUCGAGAAGAGCAGUAACGGUGUUGGGGAAGCGACACUGAAAAUAUAGCUUACUGAGCUACCAAUUCACACUAGAAGCUUAGCUGCCCUUAAGGAAAAAUAUAGUUUCCUUAAAGUUACUUUGAAAAAGUAGUACACUACAUCAAAACUACUUUGUGAAAAAUUAUCAAAUUUAAAUCUGAAAUGUCAUAGACUACAAGUUGCAAGAACAGAUCACUUUACUGGUCAAAUGUUAACAGAAUGUGUAAUUUGGCCUAUUAAACACAACAACUUCAAAUU